Messenger RNA from Myzus persicae (green peach aphid), 1482 nucleotides. RefSeq lists its product as uncharacterized. NCBI's taxonomy places the organism in Eukaryota, Metazoa, Arthropoda, Insecta, Hemiptera, Aphididae. The transcript has 4 exons. The record is from RefSeq and is a predicted model, not a curated record. The coding region runs from base 108 to 1427 and encodes 439 amino acids.
UAACAAUCGAGUAAGUACCAUAAUAAUAUUAAUAAUGUAAUAAAUCGUCGCACCUGACUUCGGAUCUAUACCCUCAGCUAAAAACCCCAAAAGUGCAAGUAUAAAAUAUGGAGUGUUUCGAGCCCGUCGACUCCACUAAGGUGGCGGAAUGCGAUUCGGGUUCCCAGAACGUUGACCAGAUCGAGCUUUUAGAUGUGAUGGUGCUCAAGACUUGCGGACAACUGGUGUACGACUUGUUCGAUCGGUUUGGAAACGACGACGCGACCUCGACGGGCUGUGACAACCACAGUGACACGAUAUCGUCGACCGCUACAGCGGACAACUACAGCGGAUCGUCGAAUAGCAGCAUGGGAUACACGUACCACGACGUGCUGAUGGCCCGAGCGUUUGACAGGCUGUACGACGUGAUGUCACAAGACCUGGAAAAAGUCAACCCAUGUCAGAUGCAGCCCAAACUUCUGCUGUACCACAAGCUGAAAAAUGUGGUGCGCCAUCAUCAGUUGCACGAGAUCAACAGGUAUGUUUUCGGAGACGAACCAUGUCAGGAUUGGGGACAAGACACUACGGACGCACUGACAAAGGUCCGCGUAUGGCGCCUAAAAUUUAGUGACGAAACAAAAGUGUUGGACGGUCUGAUGAAAUCUUAUAAAGUGGCAGCCACCAACAUUUUACUGCAUUCAUACGAAGUAGCAAUGGUCGCGUUUGCUGUUUUUGGUUUUUUACUAGGAUACGAUGUCACAGUUGAUUACAACAUUUUGUACAUGUUUCGUCGCAUUGAGGAAAUUUACGAACCAUUGACUUUUCAACAUGUUCACAAUUCCGUGUUGCGGAACGCUAGGUUAUUUUUAGAAGGUUAUGCUUCUGACGAAGACGAAACAUUUUUUGAAUCUUUGGCCGAAAAUGCAGUUAUUGUAGACAUGUUUAAUUGGAUAUUUGAUCUGUGUUCUGAGCAGCCAGAGGCCGUUGAUAAAUUCACCGACAACCCUUUCGAAAGUGUUGAGUGUCAAAUGUUUGAUAUCAAUGGAAAAAAAAUGGCUCCCAGCUACGUCAUAAAGUUACGAAUAUUUUAUCGAUGGGUUGUAAAGGAACUUUUCGAUGUGUUGAGCGGUAGAAUCCGAGAUCGAAUGUCAUUAUUGGAUCACCACGUCAAACAGUGCCUAUGCUGCCUGAGCGAAACAUCCUGGUUGAAAUUAUUCGAAGACGUUUAUGCGCACGCGCUGAAACAUUUCACAACUGUCCUCAGUGAAUACAAUUGUCCAGAACAAAUGUUGAAGACUUUUCACGAUAUGUGGAGCAAUGAAACGUUAAAAGAUAUUAUCAUGUUUUUUGUAAAUAAACAGGUUGACGACAACACCUAUUUAAAGCACCGCGAUAGCUCUACGGAUUCGAACGAGAGCCUUGGAUCGUCAUCUGACAGCCAAGAUUGAAUGGAAGAAAUCGAGUAAAAUCAAUCGACGGACACGUGCUUGUUUUUCAAAAAUA